AGUUGCAGUGUGCACGCUGCCUCCGUACGCCCCGCAUGUGCCGACGACGGUCUGACGACUGAUACUCAGUGAGCCUCGCGCCGCCGCCUAGACGCGCGUCUCGUUUCCGACAUUUAAAUUACAUUUUCUUUUCUUUACCGUGUAAAAAGGUGUUACUGAGGAGGUUUUAACUGAAUUUAUUAAUCUCCAGUGAUUUGUAUAUUUUUUUAAAAUUUUAAAGUGCCUCGAGGGUUUUGCCCGGGAUUGCUAUAGCAACGAAUGACGUCAAGUUCAGGGGCGGUUGGUGCAUUUUGGUUCAAUAAUCACCCUUCGAGCUUUGUGCUCGGUUUUUCGCAUUUAUUUAUUUUGAAAUAAGGUUUGCGGGAUGCUGACUGACUGAGGUUGGUUAAUGGGAGAGAGCACUUACUCACAGACAUGAGUUUGAUGACCUUAGUGAAAUUCGGCUACACCCUUGUGGUAGUAACAUUUUUGUUGAUGAUAUGGGCGUCCUUAGCCAGGGCGUUAGAAUUACACGUAGACACUGGACAUCCGCCAUGCCUUUUCCAAGCUCUCUGUACGUGCUCUAAACCUGAUGGUGAUCUUGGUAUCGUGACGUGCAACCACGUGCCCAUCCUCAGGGUACCAGCCGCCGUAAAUAGCUCGAAAGUUUUCACGUUACAGUUGACUGGGAACAACAUAAGAGAUCUCGAACCGCAGUUCUUCCAAGCCACAGGGUUAUACAGGCUGGCUAUAAACCAGAAUCCGCUGGAGAGUAUACACGAGGAAGCUUUUUAUGGCUUAGACAAUACACUAUGGGAGUUGGAAUUAAUGCAGGACAAGUUGACGGCUGUCCCGAGUCGAGCUCUGCGAUAUCUGCAAAAGCUGCGCCUCCUUGAUUUGACGGGUAACGAAAUAACAGAAAUUUCGGGUGACAAUUGGCUCGGCUUGGAGAACACGCUGCAAACCCUAAUCUUAGCAAAAAAUUCAAUAGCCAGCUUGCCGUUAGAUGCGUUCUCUGGAUUGCCGAUGCUGGAGACAUUGGACUUACACGGGAACCAUUUAUCUGUAAUUGAUAGUGGAGUCUUCAGAGACGGUAUGAGCAGACUCAGUAAGCUUCUUCUGGGAGACAACCAGCUAACGUUGAUCCCUUAUGAGGAGUUGUCUCCACUUCGGCAACUUCGAGUGCUUGAUCUUUCCAACAACCUUAUCAAGCAAGUCCCUCCCGCCCAUGAGUUAAAUGGGGUUAAACUUUCAUUGGAUCAGCUUAACUUGGAUCAAAAUAGUAUUCGAAUUCUAAUGCCUGGUUCGUUUAAGUACUUCAACGUUCUGAACACCACUGUUCUUGAUGGAAAUCCCAUAUACUCCAUCAGGGAAGAUGCGUUCCGAAAUGCAAAGAUUAAAACAUUGUCUCUACGAGACUGCGGCGUCACGGACCUAUCUCCAGCAUCAUUCGCCGGCCUUGAAAACACUCUUCAGUCCCUAGAUUUAUCAGAAAACAACCUAACAAUGAUAUCCAAAUUCAUGUUAAACAAGUUAGACUCGUUGCGGUUCUUGAACCUAAGAGAAAAUAAGGUGGACACGAAUUUACUAGCAACGAAUAAUCCAUCGGAGUACUCGACGCCAUCGAUAAAUAACUUUCAGUAUAAGUUGUUCUUCUUGGACAUCAGUGGCUCAUCGUCUCUUGAAAUUAGCUUGCAAGAUGUGAGAAGAAACGAGUCUGACAUACAAUGCCGCUAUGAAAGCAAAAUGCGUUCCCUCAGAUAUUUGUCUGUGAGUAAAUUGAUAAGACGCAGUAUAUCUGCAGAAGAUUUCCUAGAAUUCGGCGUGGAAUUGGAGGAUCUAAAAAUAAUCGGAAGCACUAUCAAUCGAAUCGAAGCGAGCGCCUUUCAACAUGUACGGACUAUAAAGUCCUUAGAUCUGUCUGAAAAUAACAUUGACUUUAUAGACCCAUUCGCGUUUGCGGAGUUACAUAGCUUGACAUCAUUGAAAUUAGCCAAUGGAUUAGCAGAUUCCGUAAAAAUAUUGCCAUUUGAACCUUUGAAAGCACUUAUAGAAUUGCAGGAUUUGGACGUUAGUAAUAACAAAUUGAGGAACGUCCCAGACACAUCUUUCCACUUCUUAUAUAAGUUAAAAACAUUGAACCUUCAAGAUAAUCUCAUUGAUCACUUCUCUAAAGGAACAUUACAGAGCGACAUACAUCGACAGCUAGAAAGCGUUUCUCUAUCGCUAAACCAAAUGCAACGAAUUGAUCAACAUACAUUUGUCAAUUUACGAGAAUUACAGGAAAUUUUAAUCGAAGAUAAUCUAAUAGAAACAGUGCAUAGACGUUCCUUCACAAGUUUAGAUAACCUGAAGGUGAUUCGAUUAAGAGGAAAUAUUAUUACUGAAAUUAGUGAAGAGGCAUUCCAAAAUCUACCGGCCUUGAAAGAGUUAGAUAUAUCAUUUAAUCAAUUGGAGACGUUCAAGUUUUCGAUAUUUGAUCAAGUUGGAUCUGCUACGGCUUUGAAAGUAAACGUGUCAUACAACAGAAUAGUUUCAUUGACUGAUUCAAAUGCUGUCAAUUUCUUCUCUUCAAACUUUUAUCCUCCACCUAAAGCGCAAAGAUUAGUUUCUGAGGAUCCCAGUCCUCUGCGUAUAGAAAGAGGACUUGGCACGGUAUCAGUGAAUAUAAGAGUUUUGGACUUCUCACACAAUAACAUUUCAUACAUCGCGCCAUACUACUUCAGACACGCGGACCUGACGUUAUCCGAGUUACACCUCUCCCACAAUAUGAUCCGUAACAUAACACGAGAAGUGUUUGGGUCGAUGCUAAUGUUGCAAUACUUGGAUUUAUCGCAUAAUCAAAUAUUCCACAUGGAGUAUGACUGUUUUAAGAAAGUUAAAAGAUUGCAAAUAAUAGACUUGUCCCAUAAUCACCUGUUCGAUACACCGGUGGAAGUGUUCCACGAGAUGCAGGGACUUACUACAGUGGAUCUUUCGGACAACAACAUCAAAAACUUAGCAGAUAAUCUCAUCAUAUCUCCAGCUUUAGAAAGGCUAGACCUAUCUGACAAUGAUUUGUCACGAAUACCAACGAAUUGUUUAUCUCCGGCUGCUGCUAUUAAUCUAGUAGAACUAGAUUUGAGCGGGAACAACAUACCCGCUGUAGCUAUUGCUGACUUAGUCCAAAGAUAUAGGCACGACGACUGGCCCGAGGAACCGGACUACAGUGACGAAUACAUGUACCACACGGCUAGGCGCGACCACGCCAGAGUGUUCCAUCAAAAAAAACAAUACCCGCAGAACAUAUUGUUUAAGUCGCUUGCGUGGUUGGAUUUGUCUGACAAUCACUUGGUGAGAGUUGAAAGCGGUUCUUUUGCUGCUUUACCAAAACUCCGAUGGUUGGAUUUAAGUAUGAAUAUGCCCUUUAACAACAAUGACCGCGGAAGCAGUUUAUUUAAAGGUUUAGAAAGAAGAUUAUCUCAUUUGGGACUAAAGAAUGUUAGUCUCACAAAUAUCCCAUCAAUGCCGUUGCCGAAGUUAAAAAGCCUAGACCUAUCAUACAACAACUUUCCCUCCAUUCCGACCGACAUGACGGCAAACUUGACUCGUCUCAGAGCUUUGGAUUUGUCUUAUAAUGAUUUGACUAAUGUUCCCGUAGCGACUCACUCCCUCAGCGAACUUCGUUGGUUGUCUCUAUCUGGGAAUCCAAUCACUGCCCUUAUGAACACUAGCAUGUACGGCGUGUCUCCGAGACUAGAAUAUUUAGACGUAACUCACCUAAAAUUGAGUAUACUAGAGGCCGGGGCGUUCAGCAAAAUGUACGGAUUACGCACUCUUAAAAUAUCUGUUAAUGGAAAUAUAAGAGACUUCAAUAUUCCAAAGAUAUUGACACACAAUGACGCAUUGAAGAAUUUGUACUUACAUAUAGACAAUUCUCAAAUCGAUCUUGGCAAGGAGAUGAUUGGAGAACUUCCUCCCAAGCUAAAUAACAUUACUAUUGUUGGUAAAGCUUUGAAAUUUUUGUCACAGAAUCUGCUAGGUGGUGUUACAUCUGAAACUUUGACUCUGACCAUUUAUAAUACCAGCCUUGAGGAAAUAGAAAGUGAAGUUUUUUGGAGACCAGGUCAUGUAAAGAAUCUAACCCUAGAUUUGAGGCAUAAUAAUAUAGCUAGGGUUCCCAAUCCAGCGAGACAUGAAUGGCCGGGAGUACCAAAUUCUUUAUUCCUUCACGACAUAUUUUUGUCUGGAAAUCCUUUAUACUGUGAUUGUCGCAUCGGUUGGGUUCAAGCGUGGGAUCGCAAACGAAGACAAUAUUUGUGCGAGAGUCCCUCUAGUUGUGUUGCUGUACGAGAUGAUCUCAGAUUUGCGAAAUGUCCUUCCCAUUAUAACAGGACUUUCAGUGACGUCAUCGCGAAAGAUUUAGACUGCACUUGGAGUAAAGGAUUCCUGAACUUACCAAACUUAUACAUAAUUACCGCAAUAUCUAUCAUGACAUGCCUCUACAUUUGAGGACUAUUCUGGCUCCUUGAUAUAUCACAAGAUUUUUACAAAGCUAUGGACAUGAUUUACGGAAAAAUAUAAACCACGAGUUCUAGUCAGACGAGUUUAAAAAUCUGUUUGAAAUUGAUACGGGUGAGGUCAAAACACCAUAUUGAAUACUGUACCUGCAAAGUGGCCUAACGUUUCUAUUCUGUACCGGUCUGGGUGUAAUAUGUGACUCGAUAGAAAACAGACAUUUUUUCGAAAAAAUACUGUACAAGUGAGCCUACCUUAAUGUGAUUUAUCUGUAAUCUGAAAGCAAUUUGUGAUCUCAAAUGAUUAGCGCCAUUCAGAAUAGAAAUAGAGAUUUUGUUUCAUUUAUAACUGUAGUCUAUAGAUACUAUACCCUACCCUAACAUGAUUGUGAUAACGUGACAAAUCGGAUUGAAAUUAAUCGAUUGUAUCAAAUCGCAAACGAGUAAGCAUUGUAAGUGAAGUGCACUUAAAAUGUUCUAACUUGUAAUUGAACCGUAAGUAGUUCAUUUGUAAGCAAUGACUUAAUUGAAAUCAUUUAAGUAGACUGCGUUCGCUCGAAUGAUGUGUUCGUCCAUUGUUAAAAUUAAUAUUAUUUAUAUGUGUUUGUAUAUUAGAAUAAUUAUCAUUAAAUUUGCGAAUAAUCAUAUUUUAUUUAGAUUAUAUUAAAGUGAAUUUAUCUUUAGUGCCGUAGUUUGUAGGCAAGUUUUCGUCUCUUUGAAAUUUUAUUAUUAUUUACAUAUACAAAGCUUUACUCUUAAAUGUAAUGAGAAUUUUAAAUUGUCUCAAAAAUUCAACAUCUUAUUAUAUUUACUUGCUAUUGUUUCUAUUUCAAAUUCUAUCGGGUUAUCCUUAAAAUAUAUUUUAUUAUCAGAUGCUAUAACUAUCUUAGUAUAUUAAAAUAUUUAAGAUAUUUUCUAAUUAGAUUUAUAUUGACUGAAUUUUCCUCCAGCAUGUACGUACUACGAUGUAGUGCUUAGUUUUUAUCAUCGAUGUCAUCAAGAAAGUUAGUUAGCAGUCUCCUAAUCGUCCUGUUUUUAAGAUAUUUUUAGAUUUUUUGGUCAAUUUAGUGAGUACACCUUAGUCUGUUAACUCUUACCACGUUCAAUUAAUAACAAGAAGCAUGGUAGCCGGUAGCUUUUCAAACUUUUAAUCUAAUUACUGAAUCAAUACCUCUUUUCAGUGGUCCAUAAUGGUGAUGUCAGGCCUAUUACGAUAUUUCGUUUACAAUAUCAAAGUUAGCAUCGAAAUUGUUUCUUAGUUAAUAAAUUAAUAAUUUUAUUUUAGAAAUUUAAUACAUAAUAAUGUUUUUUAAAUAUUUUAAUACUUAUAGCCUUUCUAUUUAUUUGAAUUAUUCUUUGUUAAAAGAUGUAUAUUUUUAAUGACUAUAAGACAUGUUAACUUUGGUAUUGUAAACAAUGAAAUCGUUUGUGGUGACAGUGAAUAUAUUUUGUGAUAUAUAUUAAUCUCUAAUCCUUCUAUUUUUGAUAAGCCUACAAUGAAUAUUGCGAAAAUAUAAUGGAAUUGUAUAGCAGGAUGUAUGUAUGUAAUGUAACGCAUGCAGCUUAAGAGUAGAUGAAUCUUAUGUCAAUUCUUUGUUGCUGAUUUGCCAAAGGCUUUUUUUUUUUUAAAUAUAAUGAAGGUUUUGUGACCAGCAUUAAGAUUCAGUAUUCGUGUGUUAUCCGAUCUUCAUCGAUGAAAAUUUUAUAUAAAUGGAGGAAUUAUUUUGUGUUGCCAUUAUUAAUAAUCAAAUAUUUUCUACUGAUGCAUGACAUUUUGGCAAACUUGGCAACUUUAAUCAUAUUAUUAGUUAUUAAUGCGUGCAAAAUCAUACUAACCUAUUUUUAUCAUAUUUAUUUGAACCCUGCAAAAAAAUAUUAAGCCCGUUCUCCUUAUUUCUUUCGAUAUUUAUGUUUAAUUUUUGGCCACACACUUUCAGUCUACGUAAUCUUUCUAUGAUAUGUCCACGCUUUACAUUGGGUUGUUCAUUCAUCCUUGUUUGAUUUAUAUGCAGGAUCCGAAUGUGAUAGUAACUAGCUAGUGCCAAUAAAUAGACUUAAUGAAACGAGGAUUCCCUUAUAAUUACUAAUAUAACAUAACUCAUAAGUUUUUCAUCAAUCAACUUUUUUCGAUCGGAAUAAAACUCAUUAAAAAUAAUGUAAUAAAACAAGGAGAGUUUAAAAUUGGAAGUGGGCUAAUGGAGUCUUUGUUUAAGGCAUUUCUUGUUACAAUCGUAAAAAAAAAUAAUGACCGCCCGUAAAAUGGCAAGGGAUGGAAAGUAAAUGACGUUUGGUCGUUGAAAGAGAACAUUAAUAUAUCUCGUCUAACCGUUAAUAGAUGACAAUUACCCAAAUAUAUCCGAGAAAUUUACCAAAGAAAUACUCCGUUAAAAUUUUGAAAUAAUAAAAAAAAAUUCACACCUUGCAAAUAGUGUUAUUCGCUACGAUAAAAAAAAAUUGUAUUUAUAUAGUAAACGUGUUCCCAUCGAAGAAAGUACAAGAAAAUAUAAUGUAUUUAAUAUAAAUAAUACAUAUUAAUGUAUAUAAGGAAUGUGAAAAAGAUGAAGGGACAUUGGAAAUGAUGUUUUGGUGGAUUUUAUUACCUUAUAAAGGAUUCUAAUGUCUUAAAUACUUAAAUCAGAACUUUGAAAUAGUGUGAAAUAAUGAUAAAACAAUCAUUGAAUUAUUAGCGUAUUAAUAAAUUAUUGCGUUAAUAUACAAA
Messenger RNA from Danaus plexippus (monarch butterfly), 7194 nucleotides. It is a transcript of the gene chp, whose product is annotated as chaoptin. Gene Ontology annotation, molecular function: protein binding. Lineage: Eukaryota; Metazoa; Arthropoda; Insecta; Lepidoptera; Nymphalidae. Gene Ontology annotation, cellular component: extracellular matrix. The coding region runs from base 415 to 4470 and encodes 1351 amino acids. The transcript is spliced from 28 exons. The record is from RefSeq and is a predicted model, not a curated record.